UCUUGUUUCCUCACAAAGACCUUUGAAAAAUGCCGAGGACAGAGGAAGUUUCCUUUGAAUAAUUUCAGCUUUUUUCAACAAUGAAAAUUCAAACUAGCUAGCAUCAACGACUCUAUACUUGUUUUUGCAUUAUCUCUGUCCUCUCACUAAUUCUCUUAUAAACCUCAAUAUUACCUCUUCAAUACAAUGUUUUAAGCUUUUUGUGUUUGGUGGCUAUAGUCCAAAAACCACGACCAUGAUGAGGAUUUGUGUUUUCGGGUUUUUCUUGUUGUUCUUCGUUCAUUCUCCAGUUUCCGCCGGUUUCUAUCCCAACUCCUCAGCCAUUCCGCUGGAGAUCAUCCGUAACGCCACCGGAAACCUCUGGAACUCUUUCUUAAAUUUCACCGGAUGUCAUGUCGGCGAGACAUACGAUGGUCUCUACAAGCUUAAACAGUACUUCCAACAUUUUGGCUACAUCCCCGAAACUCUCUCGGGAAACUUCACUGACGACUUCGACGAUAUCCUCAAGAACGCCGUCGAGAUCUACCAGAGAAACUUCCGGCUAAACGUCACCGGUGUACUCGACGAGCUCACUCUCAAACACGUCAUGAUCCCACGUUGCGGUAACCCUGACGUAGUCAACGGCACAUCAACUAUGCAUAGCGGUAGAAGAACCUACGAGGUCUCCUUCUCGGGGCGGAGUCAACGUUUCCAUUCCGUCAAACGCUACUCUCUUUUCCCCGCAGAGCCACGGUGGCCGAGCAAUCGCCGUGAUUUAACCUACGCGUUCGAUCCGCGAAACAAGUUGACCGAAGAGGUCAAGACCGUGUUCUCACGUGCGUUCGCUCGUUGGGCAGAGGUAACUCCCCUUACGUUCACCCGCGUGGAGAGUUUCAGAACCUCCGACAUCUUCAUCGGGUUCUACUCCGGAGAGCACGGUGACGGAGAACCGUUCGACGGUCCAUUGAGAACGUUGGCUCACGCGUUCUCGCCCCCUACCGGACACUUCCACCUCGACGCAGAAGAGAACUGGAUCAUCUCCAGAGAAGGCGGCGACGGUGUUAACUCCGUGACUGAGGCUAUUGAUCUUGAAUCGGUGGCUGUUCACGAGAUCGGACAUCUUCUAGGGUUAGGCCAUUCCUCGGUCGAAGGUUCCAUCAUGUACCCAACCAUCACGACGGGGAUGCGUAAAGUAGAAUUAACGACCAAUGACGUGGAAGGAGUCCAGUAUUUGUACGGUGAGAAUCCUAACAUCAAUGGUUCUAUUGUUCCACCUCCGUCCACUCAACAGCGAGACACUGGCGAAUCCGGUGCUGCUAGUAGAAUCGACGGUUCUAGAUUGGUUUUGACUAGUCUACUUCUCUCAACCGUUGGAUUGUUUUUGUAUUUGUUUGUCUAAUCCCCCAAAGUGAAUUGACGGACGCUAGAGAUCAUGUUCUAGAGAUGACUGAAAAGGAAGUAGAAAUUUUCUUCUAGGAGAGACCAACUGAAGUGAAGAAGACUUUGUCACUCUGUAAUUUUUGAACCAUUAGUUGUCGUCUCAUUCUUUAUUAACGUGUGGGGUGAUGCUUCAAACGAGAGAAUUGUUUUUUUUUUUGGUGGGUUUUACGGUAGAAUUCAAUUUCAUUGAAAAGAAAAGUUUCAUGAAGUCGAUCAUGAAAAAAUGGUGUUUGGUGUGACGAAGUAAAGAGAGGCUUAAGAUCUUAUUCAACUCCAGCUGUCCACAAUGCAUGCAUGCUAUGCAAUCACUAAGCCUUGUUGCCUUGAGUGAUGCUAAAUACAGCUCUUUUAGUGUUCCAGACUUGUUUGCUUCUCCUGCU
Camelina sativa (false flax) is the source of this 1799-nucleotide messenger RNA. RefSeq names its product metalloendoproteinase 3-MMP. Gene Ontology annotation, cellular component: extracellular matrix. Gene Ontology annotation, molecular function: zinc ion binding; metalloendopeptidase activity. Gene Ontology annotation, biological process: proteolysis; extracellular matrix organization; collagen catabolic process. NCBI's taxonomy places the organism in Eukaryota, Viridiplantae, Streptophyta, Magnoliopsida, Brassicales, Brassicaceae. The record is from RefSeq and is a predicted model, not a curated record.